Mercenaria mercenaria is the source of this 6717-nucleotide messenger RNA. RefSeq lists its product as uncharacterized. The record is from RefSeq and is a predicted model, not a curated record. Bases 1 to 4530 code for a protein of 1509 amino acids. The transcript is spliced from 20 exons. Lineage: Eukaryota; Metazoa; Mollusca; Bivalvia; Venerida; Veneridae.
AUGGCGGAGAAAUUAAAAAACUACAAAAAUUUGACACAUGAGCAGAAGGUUAAAGCAGAGCAAGAAUUCAUGUCGAAGGUUAAGAAAACAUUAAAGGUAGAUAAUGACAAACUUACUGCCUCAAAAGCACGAAGGAAUAGCGCAAGGGACGAACGCAAGAGCGCAGCUAAUAUUGGAUAUGUCGGUAUAGGAAUGUUGGCGCUUGUUUUCGGUACAGUUUUUAUCAUGGACCUCGGCGCACUAAAGCGAGACGCUCUGAUACUAAUGGCAAACUUGAAAGAUGGCUUUGGACGUUUGCACGACUGCACUGUGAAACGCUUCCGCAAGAAAAGGCGUCAACCUUUUGGUUUAACGUAUCAAUCGACACAAAUGCCAUAUUACGACUUUCCAGCUUGUGAUGGUGGAGGAAGACUCCAGGUUGCGUUUCCUCCGAGCAUUAUUAAAGACAUUGGCGAGCACCUGGCUAGAACCAACGACCUGAAUGGCUUCUUGUACAUUCAAAGCGAGUGCCGUGGACACUACACAGUGAUAAGUACUCAAUGGCGUGAACACAAUUCAGUGACUAGUCCUCACAGUGCCAUAGACGAUUCAGUGACAAUACCUCACAGUGCCGUCAACAUAACCAUUCGGGCCAGGACAGCAGUUGAUGGCAAAGGUCAGAACUCUAUACAGACUGACAUAUCUUGUACAGCGAUUAGUGAAGAAAAGGCACAGUUGAUUGCAGCUGUGUUGUUUGGCGUGGUCCUUCAUAAAGCUCUUGGUGUCAAUACAACGUAUGUGGUUGCACUACUUGGCCAGGACUUGCAGAAUGGAUCAUCGAGUGCUAAAAUAGAGUAUCAACUCGUUAUUGUCAAUGAAGAAUCAACAGAUAUUCGUGUUGAAAUAAGAGAUAUUUCUGGUCUUAUAGAAGAGCUGGAUGUAAACAUCAGUUCCACAGCGAUUUAUACCGUGGAUCAAAAGAUGGGCAUGAAUGGGUCGGAGUUUAGCAACAAAUCCUUACUAGUCCACUCUGAAAACGGGAAGUUUGUAUUACAAGUUUUUACAAAAAGAAAUGACUACGUCGAAGGCCUUUUGGCUAUUCCGGUACAACGUAUGACCGGUCCAAACCAAAACGCCAGUACACCUAUCUACGAUCACGUAGUUGCUACUUUCUGCGCGGUUGGAGGCUACUGUCAGAUUGCCAUAGCUGCGGCAGAAAACAACACCGAAGUGUUCAUUGACAUUCCGACCAACGUUGAAGAAAUAGCCUUUUGCAAUCAAUCCUCAUAUUACCGCUCGAAAUUCGACAAAAGAAUUACGAUGAACCAAUUCGAUGCCCUUCAGCUCGAAACAACAUUCGAUCUAACAGGAACCGUCAUCUUCAGUUAUAAGCCUAUUGCUGUUUUUGUUGGCUCAAGAAAUGUUACAAAUGGAAACAUAACUGCGCACACAAUGGAACAGCUAGUCCCUACAUCACACUGGGGAAAGGAAUUCGUUGUUCAAAAUUUAGGAUCUAAUGGCUAUGGCGACAUUUUGAAGAUAGUGAGCCACUUCUCAAGCACAACCGUGACAAUGUCGGGUUUUCCGGCUUUCAAUAUAACAGAGCGAUACCACACUGUGACACGUCGGCUGGACAAAGGGAUGAGAAGUCAUAUACAGGCGUCACAUCCAAUACAGGUGAUUCAGAUUACUGGGCUAACUUACGCCACAGAUGGUGAGACAUCCGCUCUCAGUAUGACCGUAGUACCAUCCAUACAGAACGCCUUGCAAAAAUUUACCGUAGCUUGUCAAGAGGACACACCUGCACAGUUUCAUAUUGUUACAGAAAAAGAUUCAUGUCUUGAAACCUCCGCUGCGGGUGAAAAGUACCCGAAGAACUCGAAAAAUUACGGAUGUGAGAAGCCGGUAUACGAGUCCAGAAUGAAAUAUACAAAGUUUAUGAUAGGUACUAUAAACGUUAAUAUCAAGGAACAUGUAGUCGAUGUCACAAACGAUAAAUCUGACGUCAGUGGAAUUCUAAAAUGUGGCCAAACUGCGACGAUGCCAAUCGGUGUCUUUUACAACAAAGACGUUACUGGUACAAUCCCUGCAAGUAUUCCUGAGUACCAAGGAGGCACCUGUUAUGAAGGAGGGAAAGCAAGGACACAAUUCUUUCCGAAAAGCACAACAGCUGGUCCCUACAUUCUAGAUUUGACAGAUUACGCGGAACACGUGCUUAAGCUGAGAGUUCAAGUCUGCGGAUCUGCAGAUCUACGGUUCAUGAAUUCUGAUAACGUCAUUGAUGUCAUGCUAAGCUACGAAGGAAUAAGGAUCGCCUCUUGCUCACCUGACUGCGAAUAUCAAAAUACAACGAACUUUACAAACGACAGUUUUAAUGCAGAGGCGGGAAAAGACUGCACUUCUGAUAUGUCUUUCUUCUGGUUUUGGCAUACAGGAAGUACCUUCUGCCUUGGGACCGGUUACAAACAUCAGAAAGACAAGUGUGAAAAAGAAGCAGACAACACAGACAACACAAAUAACAUAGUUAGGAUAAAUAUUGAAAACCCAUUCGACAAAGUUUCAAUGAUAGGUACAUUUGCGAAUGCAUCUUUUAACUGGGAUCUUAUACACGUUGAUGGCUGUAAAGAAUAUGAUUCCGGAUGGCGUUGUGCAGACAAAUUCGUGAAUUGUUCCCAGUAUGACGAAGGAUUUUGUACAGAUCAAAAGAACAGCGGGUUCGCAAGUUUCUAUUGUGCAAAGUUUUGCGGAAAAUGUUUCCCGGAUAGCUAUGGCAAGAAAUUUAUUUUGAGGAUUCCCGAUAAACUAUUUGGAUCCAGUUUUGCAGCUUGUAGAAUAGUUGUUUCACCACUCAAUAAGCUGACAAAUGUAGCAGUGUAUUCAGACAGUUAUAUGAAAACUGGAAAUGUUCGUCAUGGGACACGUUAUUACAAAACCGGGGAGAGAAGUUUUGACUGCACAGAUUCAGACACAAAGUAUGUUGCUACUUAUACAAUUUUGUCGGACGAUGAUGUUGCAGUAAUUGUUCUAAUACAAUUAGACGGGAAAAUACAAAGUUGUAGGGGUUAUCCGGUAGAUACAUAUGGUACAGAGUUUAUGGUAGUGGAAUAUGGUAAGAAGGAGUCUAAACAAUGUACUUUUUUGUCCGAGCAUGACGAUGUAAGUUAUGUAGCGUACUACUCAAUGAAUAGCGUGCAUGGUGAGGUAGAUUCUGCAAAUGUAAUUUUGGGGCCUCUCAGUCGUCUGCAAGCGCAAAACAAAAAUGACAUGUCUGGAACUGAAUUUGUAUUCAACAAGCCGUCAGCUGUGUUCUGUGGCGAUCUGUUCCCAAAAGCAGUAGGAAAUCAGUACAAUCAACUUUUGCCGACAAAUACCUGGUCAACCGAGUAUGUGGUACCUGCUUUUGAUGUAGAAGCUGUAAACCGACUAUUUGAUGGGAAGUUGUUCAUCGUCUCUAAUGCUGAUAACACCAUUGUAAAUAUAUCCGGUGGUUUUGACGCUAUCCAUGCUAUCUAUAACAGAGGAGACAAGAUCGAACAGGAAAUUGACGUGGGUGCAGCUUACAAGAUCAAAUCGUCUGAGAACAUCGGAGUUGGGUUAUACCUCUACGAUCCAGCAGACCCGACAAAGGCGUCCUUCAACAUGUUAGUUCCGGCACGAAGUUUUCACGAUACUGUCUUAACAUUCGUCCCGAACAACGUAUUGAAAUGUAUAGAUUUUGAUGUUACAGAAAUAAAAACAUACUUUGUUAAUAGAAACCUCAACAGCACAAUAGUGUCAAAAGAAGCAGACGACACAGAUCCAUUUUAUCGUCACGUGAGCAUUGAUAGUAGCGUAUAUGAAAUGACAGUUGUACAGUCUGGCACAGAAAAAUGGUUUGUGGUUCCAGGAAAUGUUAAAAGCGCUGUCAUUCAAAAUCCGAAGGAAAAUCUCUGUCACAUAUCGGCUGCGAGUCAGAAUGAUGGGAAAGAUAACGACUGUGAUGGUCUAAUAGAUGAGGACGGUUACUAUGGGGAUAAAUAUGGUGUUUACAAACAAGAUCAUGACCUAGAUGGUGGCUUUGGUGAGGAUUAUGGAGGUGACCUAGUCUCUAACCUGGCUGUCGUACAGACACCGAAGGAACCGGAGUGUAUUGAAAUAAAAAAGGUCGAAGGCCAGUGUUGGAAGGCUUGCAGAUGUUCGUGCUCCAUGGCGGAGAAAUUAAAAAACUACAAAAAUUUGACACAUGAGCAGAAGGUUAAAGCAGAGCAAGAAUUCAUGUCGAAGGUUAAGAAAACAUUAAAGGUAGACAAUGACAAACUUACUGCCGCAAAAGCACGAAGGAACAGCGCAAGGGACGAACGCAAGAGCGCAGCUAAUAUUGGAUAUGUCGGUAUAGGAAUGUUUGCGCUCGUCUUCGGUGCAGUUUUUAUUAUGGACCUUGGCGCACUAAAGCGAGACGCUCUGAUACUAAUGGCAAACUUGAAAGAUGGCUUUGGACGUUUGCACGACUGCACUGUGAAACGUUUCCGCAAGAAAAAGCGUCAACCUAUAAAUAAUACAAAUGUGGAAUAGUUGUCACAUUUGCAUGUAGGACCAUAUAGAAGGUCUAAUAGAAGGUUUAAUUCAAGGUCUAUUGAAAUGAUACUGUAAUUCAAACACCGGUCUUUAUCGAUAUUAUAAUAUUAUUCAUAAAUUCACAUUAAUGACUUUUGUAAGAAUUAGGAAUACGAUGUGCGUUUAAAUUAACAUUUAUGGAAUAGAAAUUGUAUUAAACAUUACAUGUAUAUCAAGUACUUACAAAUGGUUGUGCAACCAAUGAUUUUACUUUAAAGCAAAGGUGUUUUCUGAGUGACAGAAAUGAACUUCAAGAGCAAUAUAUGAGGAGUUAUUAUGUAUUUAAACAGAUAAACGAUCCCAUAAAGACCUAUAUUUGCAACACCUAACACAGCAUGCAGAGUGCUCCCAUUUGCACCUAAGCUGACAUUCACUCUAAAUUUAUAAACUGGUGCCAUCACAGGAAGUAUAUAAUUUUGACACACUCAGAAAUAUGAAUAGAUCUAUAGAUGUUUUUCUUCACUAUUUAUUAAAAGUCUACAAAGCAACAAAACGUGUAUAUUUACUACGGGGACGUCUGCACAUUUCAACACAUAUGUAUAUAUUUAGAUAUUAGCUGUACCUAAUUCUCUAAAAUGUUGUUAUAUUACCUGGAUAUCUAUGUCAGUUAUAUGAUAACAUGUGAACAGUUUUCAUGCGUAACAAAUUAGAUCUAAAUACAUCUUACUAUUCACCUGCUAUAUCUAUCUUCGAUUAGUGUAUCACACUGGCCUGUAUUUUCAGUAGGAAAGAAUUUUUUACACACCCUUUCUGAUUUAAUUAAAGCACACGUGACAGGUUUUUUUCAAACAUUUAAUUGCUUGUUACUGUAAGUGUUGCUGUUGCUGUUGUUGUUGUUGUUAGUUAGUUAGUAAAUUUCAUAUCCGAAAAAAAAAAAAGAACAAUACACAACAUUUAUGUAAACACAAAAUAAACAUGUUUGUGUACACGUGUUAAAAUCUAUGAAUGCUUGAUAACUGUAUUAUUUAACACAGCAUGAAUGUGUGUUAUUACUAUAGAUACUGACAGUUUUUUUUUCAAAUGGCUGUUAAUUUUGAAUGCAGCUUUAUGUAUCAACUUUAGAUUAUAUAUGUUUAAGAUUAUAUAUGAAGCCAUAUUAAAUUCAUUUUUAUGUUCAAAUCAAUAUCUAUUGAUACAAUAUAUCUUUAAAUGAUGUAAAAAUGUGUUUACGAAAUCAGUGGCCAUUUUCUUGAAAGUUUAAGCGUUUUGGUCAUAUCAACAGCGACAAAAUUUACCUGUUUUUAGAUGCGACUAAAACACAUUCUAUUUGAAAUAAACACUAAAUACUCCGAAAGAUGAAAAACGAAGAUUUUAGAAAUUCUGUAUGUUGUAGUUUUAUCCUGAAUCUGCUACUAGAAUAUAUAUGUACAAAAUAAAGAUACUGCUACGUAAUCUGUCUUAGGCCUAGCAAAAAUUGUUGGUUUCUGGUAACAUAAUAAAGAUAUGGCAGUUAGGUCGGUAAGUUUUUUUUAUUAAGUGCGACUUUUCGGAAAUUAUUUUUGUGUCAAAGAAUGAAUACAAAAAUGGGGUUAUGCCUUUAGAGCAUCAGUCAGUUGUUUUCUAACAUCACUGUGACCACACGUUUAAAGUUAAAGUUGAUAAAAAAAAAUCAAAGGACAUAAAAGCAAUUAAGGUCGGACCAAAAAAAAAUAGGGUGGGUCGGGAUACCGGCAACAAACAAUUUCAGGCCUUAUUUUUAGAAUAUUAAUAUUGAUAUUUCGUUUUUGCUGUUGUUGCUGUUAUUAAAUAAACAUAUAUAUUAACGACUGUGAUUGGCAAGGUAUUUUUUUGAAACAGUAUACCACAGAUCUUCAGACAAUAAUAUACUAAAUUGGCGGUACCAACUUCAAUUAUUUAUAACGAGUAAAUAGAUGUCCUGAGGGAAAUAUGAUACAAUUAAAUGUACAACCAUUUCUGUGUAUGAACAAAAAAAUAGUCCGCAAUUAUUUUACAGAUCUCGUCCGUAUCUGUCUAUGAUGUAAACUGAGGCGUUAGUUAAAUUUAAAGAAUGCUCUUCAUAAUUAAUUCUUCCAGCAUAACAAAAAUACAUUUUAAGACUAGAUAUAGAUUUGUAUGUAACUUGUAUUUAUUUUUAAAUUAAUUCGCAUUUACAAUGUACUUUUCUUUGAUACUAUUCUUGUUGUU